Mercenaria mercenaria is the source of this 1509-nucleotide messenger RNA. RefSeq names its product sarcoplasmic calcium-binding protein-like. Gene Ontology annotation, molecular function: calcium ion binding. The record is from RefSeq and is a predicted model, not a curated record. The coding region runs from base 162 to 701 and encodes 179 amino acids. Lineage: Eukaryota; Metazoa; Mollusca; Bivalvia; Venerida; Veneridae. The transcript is spliced from 3 exons.
ACAGAAACGUGCGAAAGUAGCAAAAUUUAAUGUUUUUCGGUAUUAAUUACAAGCAUGGCCUAGUUUCAGUACAUCUGGGAAUAGAAAGUUUGUAAACAUAUCAACCUUGGAGGCUGCUACAUUCAGAAGUGAUUUUAGAGCUACACGCAAGGUUAACAAAAAUGGCAAAUGAUUAUUUGAAAAGCAAAUGGAGAUUGUGGUUCAGCGUGUAUGAUGCAAAGCACAAAAGCCAGCUGUCAAAAGAAGAUAUAAAAGAAAAAGAAGAGAAAUUUGCAAUACUCAAUCACCUUGAUGCUGAACGGAAGAAACAGAUCAUAGAAACCAUGAAUAAAUUAUUGUCUGAAAAUGUAUUCUAUGGAAAACCCGGUCCUAUUUCGGAAGACGAAUUUGUUGACAUGCAGAACGUGGACUUCAAGACGGAUAAAGACAAUUACAUCGCCAAAAGGAGAAAGUAUUUUACCACUGCGUUUAACAUGAUAGAUCUUUGUGGAGAGGGUAUAACAGAGGAAGAGUUUGUCAACGCAUUUAGGGCAAUGGGUCACGACAAUGUGUCGCUGGAUAAGAAGUUCUUCCAGAAUUUCAAACCUGUUGAUGGAAAGAUUCCAUUGAGUGUUUUUGUGGAUGCUAUGGUUCAGUUCACAACGUGCGAGGACAGCUCAAAACCAGACCUGGUAAAACAAGGACUCGAAUCAGGCGUUUAGCUGACAUCUCCCGACGAUAUCACGCAAUGCCAAAAUCAAACAGUGACUAUUACUUUUACAGCAAUGGCAAUAAUUGUUGUCAUUUUUAUUUUGCAUCAUAUAUAAUGAAUAUAUUUUGGAAUAUAAAGAUAAGAUAAGAUAUCAUUAAUAAUGGUGUCACGUAUAUCGUAUGUACAUUUACAAAGACUGUUAAUUAUAACAACUUUAACACCCGACCCAGUGGGCCUAUAUGUCACCUUAUACAAAGUCUGAAACACGAGUCGUAAACAAGUAUAUAAUGAGACUGGGAAUGAUAUACAAUAAGAAAAUGGUAAUUAUGCACAUGAAUGUGACUGGAUAAUACAUUGUGGACUUCACAUUAGAUCAUACUGAUAAUUAGCGGUAUACUUGUACACAAAAUUUUUCAUAUAUACAAAUUACAUACCACAGGCGCCUGAACUAAGAAACUUGAGAACUGUACAUAGAGGUAGGUGUGCCCUGAGUAAAUAUUUUGCAACUUUCCGUGCAUAAUUGUUUAACAAAAGUCUCAUUUUGUUUUCUUCAUUCAAACCGUUAAGCCGUAACGUUAGAAUUGUGCAGAAUAUCAACAAAUAUUGAACUACGAAUACCAUUAUAGUGCGAACAGUUUUCUCAUUCUCUACACAGUUUCCAGCAGUCUAUCAUCGGGAGCUUCUCUAAAGUACAUGCCAGUCUUAAUACGUAUUGGCGAAGUACCGUACCUCAAUUAUGACACUAUAUGAUGUAUAUAUUUAUAUUUGAAUAUAAUCAUGACACUCAAAUGUACAAUAAAUCGACAGCAUGCAUCGCA